Hibiscus syriacus is the source of this 1947-nucleotide messenger RNA. Its product is annotated as bifunctional riboflavin biosynthesis protein RIBA 1, chloroplastic-like. Gene Ontology annotation, cellular component: chloroplast. The coding region runs from base 49 to 1695 and encodes 548 amino acids. The record is from RefSeq and is a predicted model, not a curated record. Gene Ontology annotation, biological process: riboflavin biosynthetic process. Gene Ontology annotation, molecular function: GTP cyclohydrolase II activity; 3,4-dihydroxy-2-butanone-4-phosphate synthase activity. The transcript is spliced from 7 exons. NCBI's taxonomy places the organism in Eukaryota, Viridiplantae, Streptophyta, Magnoliopsida, Malvales, Malvaceae.
UAGAAUCGCAAUAUUCCAUUAAAAUUUUAGCGUCUUUCUCGGCUGCUAAUGGCUUCUUUCAACGUUUCUUCUCCUUCAACUGCAGCUCUCUCUCGUCUUCAGGGAUCCAAAAGUUCCAAAUUCCUUAAUGGAUUACCCAGCACAAAUCUAUUCUUUAAUGGAUCAUCCUUUGUUAUUAAAAGUGGCGUCAAAACUAGAGCUGCACUUGUAUCUGGAGAAGGCAACGUUCUGUCUUAUUCCAAUGGCACGGAUGCUUCAACAAAUGGCAGUCUCUUCCGUGAUAAAUCAGUAGGGAUCAAAGCUCAAGAAGAUGCAAUGGCAUUUGGAACUCUUGCAGCAGAUACUGCUCCCAUAAGUAAUGGUUUUCCCAUUGAUAAUGAUGGUUUUGAUUUGGAUCGUCCCACUGAAGGUUUUGCUUCCAUCCCUGAGGCAAUUGAGGACAUUCGCCAGGGCAAGAUGGUAUUGGUUGUAGAUGAUGAGGACCGAGAAAAUGAGGGAGAUCUUAUAAUGGCCGCCGAGUUGGCAACACCCGAGGCUAUGGCCUUUAUUGUGAAGCAUGGAACUGGGAUAGUUUGUGUGAGCAUGCUAGAGGAAGAUCUGGAGAGACUGCAACUUCCUUUGAUGGUGAACCAAAGAGAAAAUGAAGAGAAACUCCGCACUGCAUUCACAAUUACAGUGGAUGCAAAACAUGGUACUACAACUGGUGUAUCAGCUCAAGAUAGAGCAACAACAGUAUUGGCCCUUGCUUCUAGAGAUUCCAAACCUGAGGAUUUCAAUCGCCCGGGUCACAUUUUCCCACUGAAGUACAGGGAAGGAGGUGUCCUGAAAAGAGCUGGGCAUACUGAAGCUUCUGUUGAUCUUGCAGUGCUAGCUGGACUGGACCCUGUUGCCGUUCUCUGCGAGGUUGUAGAUGAUGAUGGGUCCAUGGCUAGAUUACCAAAGCUUCGUCAAUUUGCUGAGAGGGAAAACUUGAAAAUCGUAUCCAUUGCUGAUUUAAUCAGGUAUAGGAGAAAGAGGGAUAAAUUAACUGAUCUUGCUGGUGUGGCACGGAUACCAACUAUGUGGGGGCCAUUCACGGCCUAUUGUUACAAGUCAAUAUUGGAUGGGAUUGAGCAUAUAGCCAUGGUUAAGGGUGAGAUUGGAGAUGGGCAAGAUAUUCUUGUGAGGGUUCACUCGGAAUGCCUCACGGGAGACAUAUUUGGAUCCGCUAGAUGUGACUGUGGGAAUCAGCUUGGCCUUGCAAUGAAAAAGAUUGAGGCUGCUGGAAGGGGUGUUUUGGUAUACCUUCGAGGGCAUGAAGGCAGGGGAAUCGGUUUAGGCCACAAGCUCCGUGCAUAUGAUCUGCAGGACGCUGGUCGUGAUACAGUAGAAGCAAACGAGGAGCUUGGGUUGCCUGUUGAUUCUAGAGAAUAUGGCAUUGGCGCUCAGAUACUUAGGGAUCUCGGCGUGCGAACAAUGAAACUGAUGACCAAUAAUCCAGCCAAGUACAGUGGACUCAAGGGUUACGGAUUAGCCAUCGGCAGCAGGGUUCCACUGGUGACCCCUAUUACAAAGGAGAAUAAGAGAUACUUGGAGACGAAACGAGCCAAAAUGGGUCACGUAUAUGGCUUAGACUUUAACGGCAGUUUGAACAGUCUCAUUAUCAGCGGCAAUGGUAAUACGGUUACUCCAGUGGAUGCUGCAUCUGAAUCUUAGGCUCCGCCGCCUCCGCCUUCCUUUUAGACACAGGUAACUCAACGACAUGAAGCGCCUUAACUACAAAUCGACAUAAUAAUUGGAAGAAACAUAAUCUCUGAAACUAUUAUGCUCUUUCCUAUAGAGAAGGAAGAGCCAUUGCCAUUCAUUAUUUUUUCUAUAACAUGAAAAACUAGGACAAAACAAAGUUCAUUUCAUGAACCUGGAAUUGUUUGACCUUCUAAAUCAUGUCUCUCAUUUGUUAUUGUUCUA